GCAACAUGGCGGGGAUUGAAAGUUUUAGGCCACCUGAUUUGAACAACAUUCUUGAACAGCAAGAAUUAAAUCAGUUGUCUGUUGUUAUUAGGGAGAAAAUUCAAAAUGUCUUUAAUUCUAGAACAGUGCAGUUUGAGGAACUAAAGGUUAAACACGAAAGACUGUCAGUAGCGUCAGAACAAAGACAAUUGGAUGUUGAGAGUCAGUUGGCAGAAAUUCAGAAUAAAGUUGAAAGGCUUACAGAGGAAAAUGCUCAAUUAAAGAAGGACUCUGCAGAAACAGAUGAGAAAUUUAAGGCUGCGUCAGAAAAGCUAAAAUCAAUUCAGGAUGGUGAAAGCUCAUCUCUAACUACCCAGCUUCGUUUGACAAGAGCAAAUGAAGCUUUGGAAUCAGAAAAAAGAGAUCUGACAGUUUUGUUGGAAAAAAGAAGCAAAGAAAUUGAGAGACUAAAUGAGGAGUGGAAUGGUCUGUCUGACAAACUUGCCCACGCCAACAGAGAGAAGUGUGAGGCCCAGGCUCAGGUCGCUGAGUUCCAGAGCCAGAUUGUGACAUCACAGUUUACACAGAAAAGAUUGACAGAGGAGAAGGAAGUUUUACAGAGGCAGAUUGACCUGUUGAACAAAGAUCUCAGUGACAAAACACAACAGUUAUUCAAUGUCAGAAAAGAACAGUCUUCCAGGAAUUUAGAUCUUCAGAGUCGCCUAGAGGAACAAACAGAUGAAAAUGAACAUCUACAGAACACCUUAGAAGCACUGAGGAAAACUAAUUCAGAACAAGUCAAGAAGAUUGAUCAGUACAUUGAGAAACUCCAUGAGGCUCAUAACAACCAGGUUCAGGCUGAUGAGCAGUUUAGACAGGAACUGGAGGCCAAUCAGAAACUGUCUGAUCUCUACAAGGGCCAGGCCACAGACCUGGAGGAGAAAUGUAAGGAGUUGAUGAGGGCAGUGGAGGAGCUGAGGGGGCUCCUCAAGGAGGCAUCCUCCUCCUACACAGAACUCCGCAGCCAACACCAGUCUGAUGUGGAGCGCCUCAAUGUGGAACUGGUGGAUAGAGACAACCAGCUUCAGAAUUUGAGAAAAGAGUUGGAGAAUGCCAAUGAAUUAAUAGAAGAAAUUAAAAAGAAAGCCUCCACCAGUGAACAUGUUGAGACUCUGUUUCCUCAUGCAGCUGCCACUAGUAAACUGGUGAAUUCUGGGAUGUCCCUCACCCAGAUUUACAAUGAGUACAUGCUGGCCUCAGAAAAUCUUUAUUUGGAGAAGGAAGAAACUAAGAGACUAAGCAAUUAUAUUGAUACAAUACUUCAGGAGAUAGAGGAGAAGGCACCGCUGAUCCGCAAGCAACGGGAGGAUUAUGAACAGUCUCUAGAGACUAUAGAACAGAUGAAUAAACAGCUGGAUGCUGCGUUACUGGAGAGUCAGAAGAUGAGGAUUGAGGCAGACCAGGCCAACAGAAACUACAACUACAUGAAGCGAGAGAACGAGAAACUGCAGCAGGAGACGGAGGACCUCUCAAAACAGGUGCAGUAUCUAGUCAAAGAGAUGGAGGAAGUGAAGAGUGGGCGACUUGUACGGGAGGAGGACAUCUCCUGUGAUAACAUCUCCAGCACGUCUGCAGAGGUCAUAUCAGGCCAUCUUGUCACUUUCAGGGAUAUUCAAGACUUACAGAGGCGGAACCAGACAUUAUUGCAGGUGGUACGAGAUCUCAGUGAGAAGAAAGAGGAGGAGGAAAGUAUGGCUGCUGAGGAAAAGAGCAAAGAUCUGAAGGAGCAGUUGGAGCGAGCAUUGAAUGAGAUGCAGGAACUGAGGUCUGCCAGGGACAGACAAGCUGCCAUGGUUGAAUCCAUUGUGGGACAGAGGGACUAUUACCGCAGUCUACUGCAACAAAAGGAAGAUGGAAUGGGUCAGACACUUGAAAUGAUGUCAGUGGUUGGUACCCCCCUGAAGAGCCCCAUGGCAAGAAGUCCACUAAAGAGUCCAGCUCCUGAUAAAGCUUUGGAAGAGGUCAAGUUUGCAUUCAAACAAUGUCAGGAAGAGUUUGAUAGAUACCGAACAGAGAUGAAGGAGCAAGUCAGAAUGCUGAAUGAAGACAUGAGGGAGAAGGAGUCCAAAAUUUCUGAAAUGUUGAGACAGAACCUGAAGUUAUCAUCUCAGCUGGAAUAUGGAGCCGAGAAGAACAAGAUUUUACAGGGGAAUGCUGAGGGUUACAAGAAGGAGCUGGCUUCCCUGAGGGAGAAAGAGAAGAAGCUGUUUACAUCUGUGGCCAAGCAUGAGCAAACAAUCAACACUCUAAGACAGGACUUUCUGUCCACUCAAGAGAAGCUGUCUCGGGCAGAGGCCCAGUGUCAUCAUCUCAACACGGAGAAGGAAUUACUCCGCAGCUCGGAACAGAGACUGAUGCUGGAUAUUGACAAUCUCCGCAGGGAGAAGACCUCACAGAGCAUGCUGAUGGCAAACCUCCAGUCCAUUCAGAACACCUUGGAACAUUCUGAGAGGGAGGUGAAGACGAGGUACAUGAACCAGAUAGAGAGGCUGGAACUGGAUCUUAACACGGCCAGGAGAAAUCUGACCGCAGCUCAAGACGAACACAAGGCCGUCAUACAGCUGUGGGAGAAACAAACACAACAGCUGCGUCAGCAGCUGGAAGGGGAGAUAAAAAAUCAUGAAAGUGUCAAGAAAGUUCUCCAAGAAACUCGUCAACAGCUGGAGGGCACAAAGGAGCAGUUGAAAACUACUGAGGUUAAUCUAGCUGAAGCACAGAAAAGAGCAGGUGGUGGAAUAAUGCGAUCAGCACCAGUUGCUUCCCCUGCUCGGGAUUCAGCAGCCAAUGCAGAGGAAGUGAAGACACUCAAAUAUCAGAUUACAGAGGCCAAGAGAGAAAUACCGAAUCUGAAGGAACAACUUGAGAGAAGUAAACAGCAUGUAACAGAGUACCAAACUAUGGCUGACAACUUGCAAAAGGCCUUGUCUGAGCAAUCAGAGUGCACAAAACAGUUUGAGGAACAGUUGAAGAAGGAGAGAGAAGAAAAGGAGUCGGCUCUCAACAGACUGAAGUCUAUAGGGGAAGAACAUCAGAAACAGGUGGAAGAUAUGAUGAAGGGGCUGGAUGAGCAGCAUAAACUGAACAGUGACCUGCGUAAACAGCUGGCCCGCCUCCAGCAGGAGUUGGAGGAGGCGGUGUCUACUCGAGACUCCGCCCUGGCUCAGGCGGCAACUACACGGGAGGAGUGUAGUCAGCAGGUCCAGAUGGCCAGCGAGGCAAAAGACAAGUACCAAAGAGAGCUCAUGCUUCAUGCAGCUGAUGUGGAGGCCUUAGGAGCCAUCAAAAAACAGCUUGAAGAAUUCCAUUCUAAAUUUUCAACUGAGCACGAAAUUAGAAUAAAAGCAGAGAAAGAUUUGGAAGAUGCAAAGAAUUCAUGGGGAGAACAAGAGAAGAUCCUGAAGCAGGAGUGUGAGAGGUUUGAACAGAGGUGUGAGGAGCUCACCAGUCAGAACAAUAUUCUCCAUCAGCAAAUGGAAAAGAUGAGCCAUGACGUGAUGACCAUACAGCGGGCUGUGACACGGUCGGGCUCCCCCAACAAACUGGCUGAUGUCUCCUUCGAUGAAGACACGGCCAGGUCCUCGGAGCAGCUACAGGAAGUCAUCAGGUUUUUACGUAAAGAGAAGGAAAUAGCCCAGUCCAAGUUGGAGAUUGUUCAGACGGAGUGUAACAAUGUGAAGCAUCGAUACGAGAGACAGCAGAAGGAGCUGGAGGAAGUGAGGCGGACCCUGACGGAGCAGCAGGUCAAGGCACAGGCCAAUGUACAGACUGCAGCUCAACAUGCAGACUUGAUGAGGAAAGUGGAGAACCUGAACGUCUUGACUGACAGCAACAAGCUGCUGAGAGAGGACAAGAAUCGCUUAGAGCAGCUUGUCACAGAGCUAGAGGCAAAGGUUUCAACACUAGAGCAAAAUAUAAAUCCCCUACAAUCGUCAAUAAGAGAUUUAACAGCUGAAAAAGAGGCUGUAGUCAUUGAGAGGGAUUCCCUGAAAAAUGAGGUGGACCGGUGGAAGAGUCGGGCCAAUCACCUGAUAGAGCAGGCCAAUAGAACAGAUCCCGAUGAACAGAAGAAAAUCAUUCAAGAAAGAGAUGCUUUGAAAGUGAGAGUGAAAAUUUUAUUGAUUGAUUCCAUGAAACACAGUGAAGAAAAGGCAAAAUUGAUCAGAGAUCUUAAAAUAGCCAAUGAUGAGCAGAUGCGAGGAAAAAAAUUAUUACAAGAUGUGAACAAUUCCAGACAAGAACUGAAUGGCCAAAUCAACAGUCUACAGCAGGAACUUGGUCAAGCAAGAAACAAUAUUACUGUCAAAGAGAAGGAAAUUUUUCAGUUGAAGAAUUCUUUGAGUGAGAAAGAAAAUGAAUUGACUCAAGUCAAAACUAGAGUGUCUGAACUCGAAUCUGUGACUCAGAAGUUGAAGGAAGAGGUGGAUGAAUUAACCAAAGGAAGUGAGGAGAAAAUUAAGACAAUUAACCAGUUAAAAAAGAUUGGACGAAAAUACAAAGAACAAGCAGAAGGCUUUAACAAGCAGUUAGAGGAGCUCAAGGCUAAAAGUGAGACAGAGGUGGCCCCUCAAGAAGGAGCCACACCUGCUCAAGUGGAGGUGGAGCAGCAAGUGGCGACCAUCAAAGAGCAGAUGAUCCAGAUAGAGCAGGAGAGGGACAACCUCAAACAAAAGUUGGAUGCUCAGAGUGAGGAGUUUGGUGGGACCAAGACCCAGCUCAUCCAGAUACAACAGGAAAAUACCCAAUUAAAAUCGGAGGUGGACCAGCUGAAAAAUAAGAAUAUCGAGCAUGAACAGAAACAGACUCAGUCCAAGAAUGUUCUGCAAGCUGCGAAGAAAAAACUGAGCUCUCAGAAUGAGGAGAUCAACAAACUUAACACAGAGAACACAGAACUCAAACAGAAGCUGAGCUCCUCAGAGCAGCCCACUGGAGCUUCAGAGGAGGCUGAGUCAAGAAUGGCAGCCAUGGAAUCAUCGUUUGAGAACAGAAUCAGUAACUUGACAAAGGAGGUCAAUGAUAAUGCCCAACAAGUGAAGAAUUUAUUAGAAGAGGUGGCUGAAAAAACCAAACUGGUGGAGCAACUGACAACAGAGAAGGCAGAGUUACAGGAGAAGAUAAUCACCAUGCAGAAACAGAUAGAUGCCCAGCCCAAGCCUGUGGCCCCUCAGCCCCAAACAGCCCGCCAGGCAGCCAAUGUCAACGCCGAGAGAGCCCGGCCAGUUGACAGAUCAAAUGCCCCUGUCACAGAGUCGCCUAAAACUGCCAACAUCAGACCUAUGUCAACCUCUCCAGCGGCUGUUAGACCCCAGGCCCCGCCCUCCCAGUCACAGAUGGCAGGGUCAAGGGUCAUCGCCAACAUCCGUCCAAUGGCCAUAGCACCGACCAGCAUAUCUCCCUUGGCUGUCACCGUGCCCACUCCUACAGCCACUGUCAUGCCUACAACAGUCUCUCAGCAUGAGAACACUGACACCAAUGAGGUCACUCAAGCCCAGUUGUCUCCAGUGAUGACAUCACGACCCACCCAGCAGGUACAGAGAGUCACCCCUCAGGUGGAAGCUACAGCAGAUUCUUCUACAUCCUCUGGUGGAUUAAUUAUCCAUGAAGUUCCAAGUAUUCAAGAACAAACAGUGACACAGUCUGAAGUAGAAGCACCUGCAGCAUCUGUUGCUAGUGACAACGUUGACAGCCAAUCAACAUUAGCAACAGUAGCUCCGACUACUUCCUCUUCCAAUGUAACAAGGGAGGUAAAUCCUGUGACAACAGUCAUGUCAGGAGCCAGAGAAAGCACCACUGUAUCUUCAGUAAGGGAGGGACAGUCACUUGGGAAGAGAACUCGUGAAGAGGCUGAGGGCCAAGGAGAAGAGGUAGAAGCCAAGAGAAGCAAAGUUUCCACAGCCCAGGGUUCACCUAUUCCUGCAAUAACAGUAACAGAUGAACAUGCCAACACUCUAACAGUCACAGAGGAACAAACAACCCAGGAGAUGGAGAGAGAGAAUACAGAGAACCAAGCUCAGAUCACAGCAGAGGAGCCAGAGGUCUCAGUAGCCCCAUCAGAGUCCACUGAUUCAGUAGAAGUGGGAGAGGAAUCACAAGCACUGUCUGAAUCUCAGGGUCAACAGGUACAGAUACAUAAUGUUGACGAGUUACAAGAAGGAGAAGAGGAGGAGGGAGAGGAAGAAGAAGAGGAGGAGGAGGAAGAAGAGGAGGAGGAGGAAGAGGAAGUACAAGCAGAGGAAGAUGAUGGAGAUGAUGCAAUCAUUAUUUUGGAGAGUGAUGAUGAAGAGGAGAAAGAAGAGGAAGAAGAAGAUGAAGAUGAUGUAGAUGAAGAAGAGGAAGAUGAGGAUGAAGAGGAAAUGGCAGAAGAGGAAGAUUUUAAUGAAGAUGAAGAAAUGGAGGGAGACUACACAGAAUCUCAACUGGAGGAAAUCCAGGCCCAGACCCAGACAGAGGAUGAUGAUGAUGAUGAUGAUGUCAUACAAUUGGAUGAUGACUCCAACGACCGACCAAUGGAAUCGCAAGUUGAGGUACCGGCGACUCAGCCCCCUCCCUCCUCCACCCCAUCAGUCCUGUUUGGCCAGAGAGUCCCAUUCUCUGUAGAGAGACAAACCUCUUUGAACAGACAAUUGGCACCUUUUAUUCUUGGUGGUCAGACUGGAACGUUUGAGGAGGGUGAGGAUGGCAUUGUCCCCAGCACCCCUACACUGUUUGUCCCUAACCGAGGAGAUGGGUACGCCGAGGUGGUCAGCUCACCAAGAAUUUCCAAUCAGCGGUUUACAUUUGGAGCACUCAGUGAGUCCUCAUUAGCCCAGCCAGAACUUGGAGAGCUAGCUUCCCAAGGAGCCUUGGGUGGCAUGGAGAGUACCAGUAUGGACUUGUCCCAGCUAGAUGAGGGAACAGGUCGCAGUGUGCCCAGCACCCCUCUCAGGACGACUGCUCCAGUCACCAUCAGUGAGGCAGCCAUAGCAUCGGCCCUCAAUCCCCAGACAACCACUGCCAGCUCUGCUGGGGACCCGAUAGAACUAACCCCGGCACAGGUGGAGGCAGAGGGGGUGGAGGGUCAGGAAGAGGGGGUGAUAGAGGAAGGAGGUGAGGAGCAAGAAGAUGCUGAUUUAACAGAGUUAACUGAGACCUCAGAGCCUGAGGCAGGGUCUUCUCAGGAGGAAACCGCAGAACAAGAAAAAGAUAGUGCAAGUGCACCAAAGGAAGAGGAAGCUAGCACCUCCCAGGACAAGACAGAGAACACUGUCAAAUCAUUUAGAAAGAGAGCACAGAAGCCCAAGAUCCAGCCCAUUGUAUGGGAGGGGUCCUCUCCCUCUACCACCCAACAGCCACGGCCACGCCCCAUCAACACAAGGGGGACCGCACCGAGGGGCCAGCUACAGAAUAGGGGCACCCGAGGGGGAACUUUCCAAAGAGCACGAGGUCAAAUGCAAAGAGGCAGAGGUGCUAGUAGGGGUGCCAGAGGGGGUGCUUACAGAUCCCCAAAUAUGUAUUGAUGAUCAAUGGGCCAUAUAAGUGACUUGUUCUUGGUCUUAGGAGAAUUUUCCUAUGAUAAAUGUUCUUUGAUUAGUUGGACAAUAUAAUUGUUAAAGAAUUUGGAAGGUCACAAACUGAAUUCUCAGUUGUUUUUGUGGAUACAUUAAAAAUAGUGAAAGUUAUGGAACUCAAAUUCAUUGAAUCAUGCCAUACAUUGUUAAUGACUGCAGUGAAGAAUACUGGAAGCUUUCAUGGAAAAGAAAUGUGUAUGGUUUACGAGUAGAGAAUUGUUGGAAGUCUGCAUACAUGAAUGUUAGAAUAUAUAUGUGUUCAGUGCAAAUGUUGGUGCCUGUAUCGUAUUUGAUGUAUACUGAAUGGUGUUAUUAAUAAAUUUUAAGUGCUGUA
This is a messenger RNA of Magallana angulata, 7917 nucleotides long. RefSeq names its product nucleoprotein TPR-like. The coding region runs from base 6 to 7532 and encodes 2508 amino acids. The record is from RefSeq and is a predicted model, not a curated record. NCBI's taxonomy places the organism in Eukaryota, Metazoa, Mollusca, Bivalvia, Ostreida, Ostreidae. The transcript has 63 exons. Gene Ontology annotation, molecular function: structural constituent of nuclear pore. Gene Ontology annotation, biological process: protein import into nucleus; mRNA export from nucleus. Gene Ontology annotation, cellular component: nuclear pore.